UGUGCAAUUUGCUCCGUGACCACAGUCCGUUUGAGGGAGUCAACUGAGUCGCACACACGUACUCCCUGCUCGACAAAUCGAUUAAAUCACCUAUAGAAACCAACCGAACGAAAAUGUUUUGUGCCUUAUCAACGUUCCUAACAGUUAUUGGCUUCUAUGCCCUGGCCUCUUAUCUCUACGAGCAGCUUAGGACGCCGUACAAGUUGCUGAAACUCAGGUAUUUCAGCGACAACAGACCCACCCUCAAGGAGCGCUACGGAGACUGGGCCGCUGUCACAGGAGCCAGCGAUGGGAUCGGCAAGGAGUAUGCCAAGGAGCUGGCCCGCCAGAACAUCAAUGUGGUGCUGAUCGCCAGGAAUGCGGAGAAGCUCCAGGCGGUGGCCAAGGAAAUUGAGAGUGGUUCCAGUGUGCAGACAAAGAUUGUGGUUGCCGAUUUCACUAAGGGCUCUCAGAUCUACGAGCAUAUAGAAAAGGAGACAGCUGAUGUGCCCAUUUCCAUACUUGUAAACAACGUUGGCACCGGCAGGCCGUCGUCUAUUCUGAAGUGGAGCCAGGAAGACACCCAGAACAUACUCGACACCAACGUGGUGGCCGUUUCCCAGCUGUCCCGCGUCUUCUUCCAGCGCAUGAAGGCGUCGAGGAUCAGGGGAGCCAUUGUGAAUGUCAGUUCCGGCACGGAACUGCAGCCCCUGCCCUAUGGGGCCUACUAUGCCGCAUCGAAGGCGUACACCCGCAGCCUCACCCUGGCCUUGUACCACGAGGCCAAGCCGUUUGGAAUCCAUGUGCAGCUGUUGUCGCCCAAUUUCGUGGUCACCAAGAUCAAUUCGUACUCCAGGCAGAUCAUGAAGGGAGGUCUGUUCAUCCCAUCGGCAUCGGCCUAUGCCAAGAGUGCCGUGGAUCAGCUGAGGGACGGAGUGGACGAGACGCCGGGCUACCUGUGGCACCAUGUCCAGAAUGCACUGGCCACCGCCUUCACCUGGCGAGCUCGCACCUUUGCCGCCUACAAAAUGUUCAACAGAGUAUCGGAUAAAAAUAGGCAUUAGUUACCUUUAUACAAAUGUUACUAAACAGCUUGACGAUCCAAAAAUGCAUUCUUAGCAGAGAAAGUACUUCAAGUUUAGGAUUAAUUUCCUGAAAUGUUACUUUCUGAAUAAAACGUAGCACACUUUCCGGCGGGUGUGCAACUCCGAA
Molecule: messenger RNA, 1191 nt
Organism: Drosophila biarmipes
Lineage: Eukaryota; Metazoa; Arthropoda; Insecta; Diptera; Drosophilidae
Product: hydroxysteroid dehydrogenase-like protein 1
Exons: 3
Coding region: 114-1043 (309 amino acids)
Cellular component (GO): endoplasmic reticulum
Molecular function (GO): oxidoreductase activity
Source: RefSeq, a predicted model, not a curated record